Colletotrichum paranaense is the source of this 1515-nucleotide messenger RNA. Its product is annotated as acyltransferase. Gene Ontology annotation, cellular component: membrane. NCBI's taxonomy places the organism in Eukaryota, Fungi, Ascomycota, Sordariomycetes, Glomerellales, Glomerellaceae. The transcript has 2 exons. Gene Ontology annotation, biological process: polysaccharide biosynthetic process. The record is from RefSeq and is a predicted model, not a curated record. Gene Ontology annotation, molecular function: acyltransferase activity, transferring groups other than amino-acyl groups. Bases 1 to 1515 code for a protein of 504 amino acids.
AUGGAGAACAUGAAGCUUGAGGAUCCGGAGGCGGCCCAUCCAAUGCUCAAGCAGCCGCUUGAAAGGGUACGGGAUUGGUUUUCCGGAGUCCGGGCUGGGGAAUCGCAUUACGGCUUGCUUCAAGGCAAUGAAGCGGGCUCAUCGACAGACCUGCCGAUGGCAGAAUCAUCAGGGAGGUCAUCGCCCUUUUCAAGACUUUCGACCAGCUGGCGCCCUAUGAGUCCAAAGGCCUUCUUCUGGGUACUGGUGCCAUCUUACAUCGCUCGCAUUUUUGGCCACGCCACGGAGAACUCGAUAAUCCCAGCUCCGAACAAAACAUCCUAUCUAAAUGGUCUUCGCGGCAUCGCGUCACUUAUCGUGGCCCUUCAACACACGAUAGAUGGAGAUUAUCCGCUCAUUCACCGCGCAUGGGGCGAUAGCGAAGAAAGUGUCUACGUGGUCCAGCUCCCGUUCAUCCGCCUCAUACAUAGCGGAGUCUUCAUGGUAUCGGUUUUCUUCGUCAUCAGCGGCUUUGCUCUCACGUAUGGGCCCUUGAGCAAGUCUUACGCAGCCCAAAGCGCGCCAGGCGGACAAGGCCCAAACCCCAUCAGCUCUUUUCCAUCUAGCAUCUUCCGGCGUCCGUUCCGACUCUUCCUCCCGACUAUACCUAUCAUCGCGGUCUCUACCGCUUUGGUUCCUUUCAGUGCAUUUUAUGCCCUCAACAGCACCGAACCUAUGGGGCCUGUUGCCGAUGGCUUCUGGAGCCAUGUAUACUACGUCUGGACCACGUUGAUAACCAUCAUCACCUCCGGCUCGGCCAAUACUGUCAUGCCCCAGGGCUGGACUCUGGCAGCCGAGUACCAAGGAUCGCUGCUUGUGUUCCUGGCUUGUAUGGCUUUCAUUAGAAUGUCACCUAUGGUGCGAUUGCCAGCCACUGUCCUACUUCUCAUCUACUCCUUCAACCUUCAGAGAGCAACGAACUGUCUGUUUAUCGCGGGAAUGUUCAUCGCCGAUUUCCGACUUUUCCGGGCGAAGCUGCCAGACUUACCAAAAAUGGUCCGUACGGCCGUCACCGUCACAUCAUGGCUGCUGCUUGUGCCCAUUAUCUUCUUGGGCUGCUGGCCGAUGCAUGGCGACGCUACCCAAGCCCCUAUUUAUUCGUGGUUUGCUGGCUUCAACACGUUUGGCUUCGGUGUGCAUCCAUUCUUCCAAGGCACAUGUGCCGUAGCUCUGGUACUAGUAUUGGAGAACCUGCCUGUCUUACAGCGUGUUCUCAAUACGAAGCCGGUACUGUACCUGGGAGAAGUCAGUUUCAGUUUCUACUUGGUGCAUUGGGGCUGCGGUAAGAAUUUCCUCAGUUAUGGUCUGAAGCUCAAGAUGUUGGCAGCCGGGUACAGCUUGAUCGUUUCGUGGAGCACGCUUUUCGUUAUCGCCAUGCUGUCGAUCAUAGUGCUCGGGGAUCUUCACUGGCGGCUUGUUGAUCAGAAAUCCGUGACCUUUUCACAUUGGCUAGCCAAGAGACUUGGUGUAUCGUAG